Messenger RNA from Ochlerotatus camptorhynchus, 1806 nucleotides. It is a transcript of the gene Osi4, whose product is annotated as Osiris 4. The record is from RefSeq and is a predicted model, not a curated record. Lineage: Eukaryota; Metazoa; Arthropoda; Insecta; Diptera; Culicidae. The transcript has 3 exons. The coding region runs from base 416 to 1348 and encodes 310 amino acids. Gene Ontology annotation, cellular component: membrane.
CUACGAAGCCCUAGCGGUGGUGGGUGGCUUAUCAGUUUUCGCGGAUUUGCGAUUCCAUCGAUCCUUUGGCCGAGUGGAGGGGGCUCCGGUGUGCACCAAGUGUGAAAUGGAUAAAACUCGUUGUAAUUUCUAAAAAUCUAUCAUUUUAUUGCUUCUUAGUGUUUAGUGAUAACAUACGAUAAGAGACGGAGGAGAGCUACAAAUGAGCAGCAGAUAAAAAGUGUGCGUCCACCGAUCCCGUUUUGAACAGUUACCAACGACUGUUCGAGGACUUCAGUUCGGCCUCUGAGUAGCCUUUGCUGUGCGUUGAACGUGUGACAGUGCGAGUGGGUGCAAGUGCUCCCGGGGGUCUCUGAAGAGUGUGGGACAGUGUGUUAUAAGUAAAACAAAAAUAGCCAAACAAAAAAUAGCCAAAAUGUUUCUGAAAAAAGUGGUCUCGAUCCUGGUCAUCUGCAUAGUGGCCCAGAGUGCACUGGCCGAAGAAAGCAAGCCGACGGAGAAUGUUCUGAACGAGCUCAGCUGGUCCUGUGCCAACAACGCAACCUGCGUCGCCCGAGUGGCCCGCGAUGUGGUGCAGAAGCUGAAGAACGGAAAACCACUGGACUUUGGAGCGUUCGCGAUCGAACCGGUUGAACACAUCCCGCUGACCAUCGAGGGCCGUUCGUCCCGGGCUCUGGACUUCCUCAGCAGCAAUGCGCUCAAGUUCCCGAUCGGACCGAUGGUCGUCAACAUCGAACGCUCCUCCGACUAUCCCAACUUUAUCGAGGUCUCUUUGCUCAGAAAGGCCGAUGGAGCACGAGGCAGAAACCGCAAGCACAUGCGCUUCUUCGUGCCAGCAUUCUUGGUCUUCAGCCAAAUCGGCUGGUAUGCGCUCGCCAUCGCCGGGGUCAAGCUGCUCGCGAUUAAGGCCUUUUUAGUCGCCAAAAUUGCCCUAAUUGUCGUUGCAGUGAUGACCUUCAAGAAACUCAUGGAACCAGUCGCCGUCAUGCCACCGGCGUACUUUGACCAUCAGGAACCGUUCCUGAUGCCGUACAGCAUGGACUUCCACCACGGAUUCCCCGGCUCCGGACACGACAUGUACCCGAUGGGACUCGGCGCUCACCUGGGACACCACGACGGCCCAUCGGCUCUGCACGCCGCCGAAGGUGGACUCGGUGCCGCCAGCAACGUCAACGCCGUCGUCGACACGAACCAAGCUGCGGACAAGUCGGCCACCGUCGGAUCGCCAUCCAGUGGAGCGUCCUCGCCAGCGGCCAGCAACAACGACCAGCGUCAUCACUUCCCAGGCGGUAAGAUCAAGCGACAGGACUUUUACCCAACAGUGGCCCAGACCGGAAAGUACUACUAGAGAACAUCCAAAACAGAAGCCCUCCGAAGCGAAUAAGAACCAGUCAGUCAACUUGCAAUGUCGCGACCAUGUCGAAUGACAGUCGUUCGACAGACCAAUCGAGAGAAAACGAGAAGCCAAAGCCACCCGUUGUUGUGAGAAGAAGACAUAGAUUUCUACCUCCAAGUCCAAGUCGCGCCGCCACCAGUCCCUGAAUUGAACCUCCCAUCCCCCUCGAAAAAAAUAACGAUGAUUAUUUCCGGAGAGAGAUCAUACCCCCCCAAUCAGAAGCUGAUAUAGAACUGUUUAGUACGUAGUCAUAGUAUUUAUGGUGGCUUUCGUCCGAGCCCGUUUUUUACUGGUCCCCGAUUGAAAGCUUUCCAUUCUGUUGUAAAAUUGUUUUCAAUCGCCCCUCCGCUGUAGAAUGCUAUUACAAACUAAUUAUUUAUUUAUUUAUUAAUGAACUGGGAAAUUGAAAA